Molecule: messenger RNA, 4383 nt
Organism: Effrenium voratum
Lineage: Eukaryota; Dinophyceae; Suessiales; Symbiodiniaceae
Source: the annotation of a GenBank genome assembly
AUGAGUGCGCGAGCCGUGCCGGCGUCUUCCUCGCGGGGCCGGUCGCGCCUGCGCAGAGCUCCCCGGGCCCCGAGGCGGUUCCUGGAGCACGUCUGCGCCCCGCUGGCGGCCUGCGAGCUGCGCCGCUUUCUGAGGAGCUGCGCCCGGGCCCCCCCCAGGGCGCUGCGGCUGAGCCGGCGCCGGGAGGCGACUCUGCGGCGCCUGGCGCAGGAAGGCUUGCAAGUAACACCGAGCCCCUUUAGUGCGGACGGUUUCUUCCUGAAGGUAAAGGAGGAGCUCCAGCAGGCGCCAGCGCUGGGGCAGAGUCUCUCGCACUACAGCGGCCAGGUCUAUGGCCAAGAGGCCAGCAGCACUCUGCCUGCAGAGGCCCUCCGAGCCUUGGGAGCUCGUGGCCGGCUGUUGGAUCUCUGUGCUGCGCCGGGCAGCAAGGCCUCACAGCUGGCCUCCCAGCUGGAGCCGGAGCUGUUGGUGGCCAAUGAGCCAAGGAAGCACCGCGCAGCCCUGCUGCGUGCGAACCUGCUGCGGGCGGGCAUUGUGGAGGCCCUUGUUCUGACGCUGGACGGCCGCGAGGUAGGCAGCCUUGCCCCUGGUGCCUUUGAUGCUGUGUUGGUAGAUGCGCCUUGCUCUGGCGAGGGAAACAUCCGGAAGGAUCAAGGUGCCUGGGACAGGUGGGUGCAGGAGGAUCACAGCAGCCAGUCGCGCCGCGCAUUGCAGCGGGAGCUCCUGCUCAGUGGCUGGGAGGCCUUGCGGCCUGGCGGCUUGUUGGUGUACUCAACCUGCACUCUCAACCAGGAGGAGAAUGAGGUGCAGUGCCGCUGGCUGCGCGCCCGUGGGGCGGAGGUGCUGCCGCUCAGGCUUGGCUUGCCUUGCAUUGAAACAGAAGAAGGAUUCCUACGCGUGUGGCCCCAUCACGUGGAUGUGGAGGGCUUCUUUGUGGCAGGCUUUCGCAAGGCCGGCAAAGCGGGGUCGCAGCCCAGUUUGGAGGCUGACCCUCGUAGGCUGCCGCCUUCGAGGGAGGCGGAGCUCCGAGAGCAGAUCGCGAAGGAGCUCUGCUUCACUUUGCCCGAAGGGCCGAUGCUGGAGGAGGCCGGCGAGGUCUUCUGGGUGCCGGAGGCGCUGUGCUGUCCGAGCCUCGCGGCGCUGCGGCCGCGUCUGGCGCCGCUGACCGCGGCGCCGGACGGCCCGGAGUUGCAGCUGGUUGCUGGAGGCGAUUUUCCUGCGGAGCGGUGGCUUCAGCUGCAUGGCCGUGUGGGAGGCGGCUUGGGCUCCGCCACCUUGGCGCUGGGCCGGGCCAAAGACGCCCGGAGCGCCGCUGCGGCCUUCCAGGACUUGCUCCAACAGCGUUUGGCGCCGGAUGUGGCAAGCUACAACGCGCUCAUGAAUGCGUACGCCAAGGAGUCCCUGAAUGGCAGGGCACAGCAGGUUCUUGAGGACAUGGCGAAUGUCUCUGUCACGCCUGGGGUGAUUAGCUUCACCAUCCUCAUUGAGGCACACGCGCGAGCAGGCGACCUCACAGCCGCCCAGGAGGCCUUUCGCUCCAUGAGCUCGCUUCAGCUGCAGCCGAACGAGGUCACUCACACUGCGCUUCUGCGCGCCUUCCUGCAGGCGAAGCAGCUCCCAGAGGCCGAGAGGCUGGCGGAUCGAAGGCUGAACCUCGUGGGCUACACACUCCUUCUCGACGCCUACGCCAGGUCAGGAAAGAAGGCAAAGGCGGAGCUAGCCUUCCAGUCGCUUUGCAGCAAAGGGCUGGUGCCAAAUCUGGCUACUUACACCGCCCUGAUGAAGGCAUAUGCGAAGGCUCGGGACCUGCAGGGUGCUGAAGCUGUGAUGAGGCGUCUCCAGGACCAAGGUCUGGAGCCGGAUGUCCGAACCUACCUCACCUUGAUCUCCGCACAUGCGCAGGCUGGCAGCCUGGCUCGGGCGGAAGCGCUCUUCAAAGAACAAGGGCAGCCAUCCAUGGUGAGCGCCACGGCUUUGAUCUCUGCAUAUGGCAGGGCUAAAGAUGCUGUGAAAGCCCAAGAAGUCUUCGACAAGCUUUGUGCGCAAAGGCUCAGGCCAGAUGCGGUUUGCUGCCAGCAGCUCGAGCAGGUCCAGUUGAACAGUGAUUCGCUGCAGCUCUGGUGGAUUUUCGCUGCAUCGGCGCGGAAGCACUCGUCUUCUCACUUGCGUGUGGAACUCCUUGACGAAGCUGGGAGCAUCAGGCAUGAGGCCUCCUUCCUGGACCGUACAAUUGGCAGCAUCCUCGCGGCCUACACCAGCGCAGUCUUCUUGCCACUCCCUUCAACAUCGCAUCUGCGCGUUGAGUCCGGCAGGCAGGCACAGGCUGAUGACAACUUGGCGCCAGCAGAUCCCAAAGGUACCGACUGUCAGGUGAAAGCCAGGAAGGGUGCGAUUCUGGGCGGCCUGCUGGGCUGUCUCUCCGGGCUUCUUUGGAGUCAGGAGGACAAAGCGGAGGCGGCUUCGCAGAACUUUGCGCCACAAGCGCCGCAGCCGCCGCUGCAGCUGUACUGCCCUUCGCCGAAAGAGGUGUCCGAGGAAGCGCUGUCUCAGCCAGAGCUGCCAGAGGCGUCCAAGAUUGAGUGGCAGCGGCAGGCUUUGCCGGAGACGGAAUUCUUGUGCCUCUUCGGACGUCUCGCUGCACAAGCCAGAUCCGGGCACCUCCACACGGAGCCAGUCAAGGCAGCGCAGGAGCAAGUGGCCGCCACUAUCGUGGAGGACGAGCUGGCGGCCUUCUCAUACCGGGGCCCUCUGCAGCUGAAGCACUGGGACUUCGAUACCGGGCGCAAGGCUUUGAAGGUCACCUAUCCCGGCAGCAGCAACGACGCAGUCAUUUUUGUCUGCCACUUUGACCUGCCGUACUGCAGCUCGGCGACGCCGUACAGCGCGAGGUGUUUGCCCUGCAGCGAACAGCCCAGCCGCCUGAGUCCUGGAGGUGUUGGCCACAUUGCACUGCUGGUGCUGCUGCUCUGUGAGCUGGGACGCUCUCAGCCGCAACUCAAGCGCAGCGUGGUCUGCUUGUUCCUGGCGGCGCAGCGGCACGGCGAAGGCGGCGGGGCGGCGAUGAUGGCGAGCGGCGAGCUGCCGGAGAUCCAAAAGGGGCCCGUGUACUGGCUCGAUGCUGGGGCCUCUCCGCUCGAGGAGUGGGCUAAACAGUCUGGCGCCUGGCUCUGCAGGGGUGCUUUGGGAUCGCUGGCUUGGACACUGCACGUCCAAACCCUGCAAAACCAUCCGGCUCCUUCCGCGGAGUUGGCGGGCCGAGCACUGGCGCACUUGCAGGAGUCCUUCCAGCGACUCUUCGAGGCGCAGCGACUCUUCGAGGCGCAGACAACCAGCGCCGAUGGCACCUACUUCCGCUGUACGCGCAUGGAGACAUCCACCAGGCAGUCCGAGACGUACGUGGAGGGCUUGAUCCGCUUGGCGCCUUCCCUGGCCAUCGCCGACGUGAAGAAGCAGCUGGAGGACUGCGUGGCUGAGUUCAACGAGCGGCUCUUUGCGGAGAGUGCGGCCUUUGAUUUCGGCUCCCAGGAGCAGCAGGCAGUGACCUUGCUUUGGGCCAAGCGGCCCUGCGCUUCAGGUGAGCCUUCAGCCGACCCAGCCCUCGAGCUGGCACUGGACCUGGAGGGCAUCAGCACGGAUGCCCACUCCGUGGCUCGACAAGCGCUGGAGGCAGCCUUGAGGGAGCUCUACACAUUCAAAAUCCAGCACUUCAUGGUGCAUGGCUCCGUGGCGCACGCGCGGCGCACGCAGUCCCUUGGUGGGGAUGUGCAGCUUCUGGGAUUUCAGCGACCGGAGAGGACCGAGAGCGGCAGGCUGAACGAGGACACCUGCUCCCUAGAUGGGAUGCGCGAUGGCUACAAGGUAUUGCUGCGGCUGAUCCAGAUCUUGGAGGAUUGCAGUGCAAACUCUGGUGAGUUGGCCAAGGACCCCCAGGUGGACAAACGCAAUCCGGAGCUAGGUGUGCUUGGAACAGUGCCAGAUGCCUUGGCCAGCGAGCAGCACAAGGCCAACGAGGAGCCACACAUGGAGCAAGCCUCUGACGCAGCGAGUUCCGCACCAUCGGAGGUUCACCGAGCCAGAAGCCUGGAGGAAGAGGAGGAAGAGGCCUCUUUCCCCUUUAUGCGCACAGACAGCGAGGGAUCAAAGGAGCUCGUUCAGGAUGUGCAAGAAUCUGCCAGAUGCUCCCAGAGCGUCUCAGAGAGGCCUGAAGAAGAAACUGCUGCUUGUCAGGCGGAGGAAAGAUCAGGCACUUGGCUUUCCUGGCUGGUUUCAAGCCCUCAGACCGAGAAGCCCACGGAAGCUGCAGCCAUAGACGCCGUGCCUGCAGAGGCUGCACCUGUAGAAGCUGCGCCCACGGAAGCACCUAUAGAGGCUGCGCCCACAGAG